ACUCAACACGUGGUCGCUCGAAACGUUAACGUUCAUUUUGAAGUAGAGCGAUGGCGGUUCAUGAGUCAUUCGACGAGCGAUGACAAUUUACAAUUUCCUAAUUUCGAAGGCUAUUUCCAAAUUAAAAUCUGUUUUAUAUUUUAUAACAAGUUUUAUAAGGUGUUGUGCUGUGUGAUAUAAAAUGUGGCAAAAUAAUACUCGAUCUUCAGUUUUUUUUAUAGCAAAUAUAAAAUCGCUCAUACCGGUGCGCGUAUGCGUAAGCGAGAAAGCAGACAGGUGAAUAAGCGUCCGCUGUAGUCACCAACACACAGACAGCACCGUUUGACAGGUGCCGUUCACAUUGUGCCGCUUGGUUCACGAACACCUUUAUGACCUUGAAUGUAGGCGUCACCAUGGUGAUGGUUGUUAUGCCCGGAACGUAAACAAAGCCUGCUCACUGAUAAACCUGCAAGCUUCACAAAGUUUAACGAAGGUUUGAAACGUAGUUUAGUGUAUGAAAAGUUGAAAGUAUUGUUAAUUGAAACUGUUCGAAAGUGAACCGUAAGGCAUGACGCUAUACUUCGAUACGAAGGUGCAGUUUCUCGACAGCGAGGCAAUCAGCACGGUUAGCUCAUGGCACCCGGUGGAACCGAUAUUCGCUGUUGCUUCGUACAGCAACGAACGAGGUGGCUCGGUUACAAUAUUCGAUGAUACGGGAAUUCCACUGAGGGAUGUCUCGUUCCCGGUGCAUGCCACUUCCCAGGCGACCGUGUUGACGUGGCACCCGGAACGGAAGAUACUGCUCACCGGCUGGGAGAAUGGAGAAAUUCAUGCCUGGUUUGAGGGGAAGCGUGAUUUCGCCACGAUAAACGGUCCACACAAGUCACCGAUAAUGUUGCUAGAGUUUAGCGAGAAGGGUGGCCGUGUUAUUACGGCCGAUGCGAUGGGUGUGCUGACGGGUUGGCGGUUCGAUGGGCAAACACAGUUUCUGACCAUGUUUAAUCACGAUCUGAGGGACCCGUUGCUGCACAUCACAUUUAGGAAAUCGAUCCAAAGUGCUAGCAGUAAGGAGCUGACGAAUCUGGCACGGGCAGCGGUUGCUGGUGAUGAGGCGGCCCUGGAUCAGUUGACUAGCUGGAGACCGAGGACGGCGGUGCGUAAUCUCGCCCAUGCAAGCGUACACGACAACUACUGCUUUUACGCGUGCACACAGGCCGGUAUACUGUACUACAUCAAUCAAACUGGAACGUGCACGGAGAUCGUGCGUGGUGACAGUAUCCCGAUCAUGCAGAUACUGUGGCAUCCGAAGCAAGACUCGAUCGUAAUACUGAUGGAGGACAUUACGAUCGGACACUACGAGGUGGACACCAACGGGCAGAUCACUGAGCUCGAUCGGGUAAAGCUUUCCGGGAAGGUAUCCGGUUCCAAGAGCGCUAUAACGUGGGUUGCCGGCUGUGCACUCGCCAUUCUAACCGGCGAUCUGUCCGUGCGCAUCUGGGACAUUGAGACGAACGAUAACUACGUCCUGUCGAUGGAGCUAUCGGCCGGUUCCGAUCGGACCGGUACAGACCGACCCCCGGUAAGUGCUGUUGCGCUGGAAGCAUUUACCUGUGUAGCGUACUGUGCGGACACACAGACGCUCAGUGCGGGCACCAGCCAGGGCAAUCUCUAUACCUGGCGCCGAGCGGCAGCCGGAUAUGGCCGUUCCUACACAAACUCCGAGAACCAGUGGCAGCUGACGAAUGUGACACCGGUGCGAGGAACAAUCAAGAGCCUCGUAUGGGGCACUACCGAAGCGAACCGGCCCUGCAUGAUGGUAAACUGUCUGUCGAGUGUGUUCAUCCUGAAGGAGCAAUCGUUACUAUCCGCCCACGCACGGAACGUUUGGGCGACGCAGAAAAAAUCGAACGAACUGCUGGUGCGGCAUGCCAACGGACGGGAAGUUAUACUCCGCACGGACAUAUCGAUCAUCCAUCUGGCGCUGAACGAACUACACAUUGUGGUAACGAAUGGGCGAACGAUUGCUGUGUAUCGGAUCGAUCAGGCUGGUACGAUGCGGAGCAGUACAGGGAGGAUGGCAGCUGCCGGUGGAGUGAGCAACGAUACCGCGAACGGAGAUCCGGACGGGAAUACGUUGGUGGUUGCGUUUGUUGAUAGUUUUGCCGUCGAGUGUGUGGCCGUUUAUCUGUACGAGCAGAGUAUUGUGGCGCUUGGGACGGAACAGGUGAAGAUUUACUCGCUGAGCGGUAUCAUUCUGCAGGAGAUUGUAUUCAACGGUAAUGAAGGAAAACCUAUCGGGGUGGAUCUAGUGGGUCCCUAUCUGACCGUGUUCACCUUCCACGGCUACAUCCGGCUGUAUGACGUGUCCCGGCACGACAUCCGCCUACUUCAGCCACCGAAAAAUGCGUACGAUCUGUUUGAAAAGUUUGGUGAAAUCAUCAUGGCUCGGACGAACGCGAACGGGACGUAUGUGGCGCUUACCAUCGCCAACGAACAGCUGCUACCGGACGGCAAGCUGUACCUCUGGAACCUGGAGAGUAAUGUGCUUAGCUCGCGAGAAUUUCACACCCACGAACCGGCAGGACGUGGUCGGUGGUUGAAGGAGGCAGGCGAAAGCUCGACGACGACCGCAUCCAGUGGGCAUAUCUGCUUACCUGUUGGAUUUUUCUGGGAUGCAGAAGACCCAAGGCUGUUGGCGUGUGAAAGUAAACCCUUACCGAGACAACAAACGUCCGUGAGAGCGUUGCAGCACGAAUCACAAAUACAUGUCCUGUUUGUCGAUGGACAGAAGUCGGAGCUGGCCGAGCUGGAGGUGCUGGAACCACGUACGGAUGGUCCGGGUGAACAGCUGGAGCUGAUUGGGUUGUGUGUGCCGCAUCUGAUCGUGUUGAGAAGAAAUGAAAUCGCCCGACUAUCGUUGCGUGACUUUAAGGGAUUGGAUACGUGCGAUCUGGCCACCCGGGAGAUGGUGCUUAACUUUAGCCUGAAUGUAGCGCAGGAGAACAUGGACCAAGCGUUUAGCUGCAUCCGAUCGUUGCGCUCCGACACGGUGUGGGCAAAUUUGGCCCGGCUUUGCGUGCAGACGGGUCGGUUGGAUGUGGCGAAAGUUUGUCUUGGGCAUUUGAGACGUGCCCGGUCGGUGAGGGCGUUGAGACGAGCGACGGAAGAUGCAACGCUGGAACCGGAGGCACGCGUUGCCGUGCUGGCAAUCGAGCUGGGGAUGAUGGAUGAAGCGGAAGCACUGUACAAGCGGUGCGGUCGGUAUGACCUGCUGAACAAGCUGUACCAAGCGUCGGGUAGGUUUGAGGAAGCGUUGGAGGUGGCGGAACACUUCGAUCGGGUGCAUCUGCGGAACACGUAUCAUCGGUACGCGGAGUGGUUGAAGGAGUGUGGCAAGACGCAGAAAGCGAUACAGUACUACGAGAGGACGAGUAGCUUGAUGCACAACAUAAGCCAGCUGCUGAUGGAUGAUCCGGCGGCCCUGAAGCAGUACAUGCAGGGUACGAGCGAUCCGGAACUGUUGCGGUGGUGGGCACAGUACGUCGAGAGCAGCGGUGAUAUGGAGGGUGCGUUUAAAAUCUACCAACGGUCGGGCGAUUGGUUCUCGCAGGUGCGCAUCCUGUGCUUUAUCGGGCAGGUUGGACGGGCGGAUGAGAUUGCGCGGGCGAGUGGUGAUCGGGCCGCAUGCUACCAUUUGGGCAGAUAUUACGAGAACAGUGGGAAGUUACAGGAGGCUAUACAGUUUUAUACCCGCGCCCAAACGUACGGCAAUGCGGUGCGCAUCUGUAAGGAAAACGAUCUGCCCGAUGAUCUGUGGACGGUGGCGUGUACUGCACGGUCCCGGGAUAAAGCAUCCGCUGCGGCGUACUUCGAAGAGUCGGGAGACUAUAGGCGUGCGGUGGAACUGUACCAUCGUGCCGGGAUGUUGCACAAAGCGGUUGAGAUGGCAUUCCGAUCACAGCAACCCGAAUCACUGCAGGUGAUCGCAUCCGAGCUGGACGCUUCCUCAGACCCUGAUCUGGUGGCGAGAUGUGCUGACUUCUUCGUCGGCAUCGAGCAACCGUACAAAGCGGUUCAGUUGCUUGCGAACGCCCGACAGCUAUCGCGCGCCCUAGCUGUCUGCGCGGAACAUCGUGUCCCAGUGACCGAAACGUUGGCAGAACUGUUAACACCCGGCAAGGAAGAUCUACCGGAAGGGGAACGCAUAGCGCUGCUACUGCGACUCGGCGACAUACUGCAGGAGCAGGGCGAUUAUCAUGCGGCGACGAAAAAGUUCACCCAGGCAGGUGAUCGUGUGCGGGCGAUGAAGAGUCUGCUAAAGUCGGGCGACACGGACAAGAUCAUCUUCUAUGCCGGUAUGUCCCGGCAGAAGGAUGUUUACGUGAUGGCGGCCAACUAUCUGCAGGCACUGAACUGGCAGAACGAUGCAAAGAUCCUGAAGAACAUAGUUACGUUCUACACGAAGGGUCAAGCGUACAGCCAGCUGGCAAACUUUUACGCCAACUGUGCCCAGGCCGAGAUAGACGAGUUUCGGGACUACGAUAAAGCGCUGAAUGCGCUGCAGGAAGCGGUCAAGAGUUUAUCGCGUGCCGCACCUGCGUCAAACGCUUCGCAACCGGCUGCACUCGACACGCUGCAGGUAGCGAUGGCUGAGGUUAGACGGGUGAUUGAGCUGCAGGAUGCGACGGAACGGCGCGAGUACAGCAAUGUGAUCAAGCUGAUCAAGGUCCGGUUGGAAGAGCGUCAAGAUCCACCACCUCCGGUACGUGUAUGGGAUUUGCUAGCGUUGCUGGUAGAGUGUUUGGUCGCAACUGGACAGCACUCGGAAGCGCUCUACUACGUACGGGAGCUGGCGCAAAGGAAACCCGACUGGUAUCAUCAGGAACUGUUGGAUAAGCCGGUACUCGAUCGGUUGGUGGCGGAGACGGGCGUUAAUCUCGAACCGUACGUAAACGUUGCGAGGGUGAAGCGCCCUACAACGGCCACCAUCUCCACGAUGAGUGAUGAUGAAGAGAUUCAGGAGGUGUUUGAGUAGAGCGUCGUUCUUUUGAGAUUUUAUCUUUAAGUUAUUUAUGUAUUUAUUUGGUACUCUAGGACAUUGGUGGACUUUGUGUCUCACAAAACCGUACAUCAGAAGUUUGGUAGCUCUUAUCUCAUACCUUUAAAAUUGUAAAGACCGCAAGGUCUCUCAAGAGGAUAAAGAAUUCUUGCCAGUUAAAAGCGAAAGCGAGUUUCCUUUCUAGCAAAUGCUACUACAUCCUAUCGGAUACUAUUUCUUGGCAUGCAGCAUUGAAAGUAAUUGUAAUAAAUCCGAUAUUUUAAUUAUA
Molecule: messenger RNA, 5306 nt
Organism: Anopheles stephensi (Asian malaria mosquito)
Lineage: Eukaryota; Metazoa; Arthropoda; Insecta; Diptera; Culicidae
Gene: rempA
Product: intraflagellar transport protein 140 homolog
Exons: 5
Coding region: 548-5014 (1488 amino acids)
Biological process (GO): intraciliary retrograde transport
Cellular component (GO): axoneme; ciliary basal body; intraciliary transport particle A
Molecular function (GO): protein binding
Source: RefSeq, a predicted model, not a curated record